UAUACUAAAAUGUAGUAGUGUUUAGUGUGAUAUUGAUUUUAUGGGAACACAUGUCCAUUCUACUGCUGUGAUUCAGUUCAUUCAUUGCAUAUACACACAUAUUUACAUUUUCCGUGUUACGUAACCUGAAACACGUGGCGAAUUAUAUAAAAUUUUCCCCGAUAACAGUGAACUUUGUAAAAUAGUGUUUUUUAUUUUUAAAAAUCUGUGCUCCGGUAACGAAAAAUCGUAGAGAAUCAUUUCUAUAAGGAAGAGUUGUAUUAUACACGUCAAGAAAUAAAACCACAGAAAAAAAUUGUGUUACCUGAUUUUGGAACCGGAGCUAAAACACACCAUGACCACCUCCAGAAGAACUUCCACGCUCCCUCCAUCAGACGCCUACUCGGACCUGGAAAUUCAGAAACUUUCCGAAUUUCGAGAAAAAGUUGGCGACAUUUUAUUAACCGAAGACCAAAAGGACGACUCAUUCCUGAUUCGAUGGCUGAGAGCGAGAAAUUUGGACGUGACCAAGGCGGAAGAAAUGUUACGAUCUUCUCUCCAGUGGCGCCAGGAGAAUGACAUCGACACCAUUUUGGAAGGGGGCGACGACGUCCCAGAAGAUUUACGGGAGAGGGCACCCAUCGCUUACUGCGGAAUUUCGGGGGAGGGUUAUGCCGUUUUUGUCAUUCCGUUUGGACGACACGACCUGCGAUACGGGUUGGAAAAGUAUGGCUCGGAAGUAAUGGAACGCUGCGACACGAGGAAUAUGGAAAUGCUGUUAAAAUUGAUGCGAGACGAGGGGGCAAGACGUGGAAGGAGGGUUACACAAAUGAUUGAAAUUGCGGAUUCGGAAGGGUUUUCAUAUCGCCAAAUGUCAUCCAGACUGUGUCGUGAAUUUAUAAUAAAAAUGCAGCACCAAAUGGGGAAUCAUUAUCCAGAAGUGCUUCGAUACGUGAUGAUAGUCAACGCUCCAAAAAUAUUCGUCACCCUGUUCUCCAUGUUAAAAGUAGUCAUCCCAAAAAGUACUUUAGAGAAAGUCGAGAUUUUUGGACCGGACCCUGAAAAGUGGAAGGCUGUCGUCCGACAAAAAUUUCCCGUAGAAAAUAUUCCCGUUCACUGGGGCGGGACUCUCGAAGGUGUGGACGAGUAUUGUUCCGGACACGAAAUGUGGCUACAAGGACCUAAAGAUAUGCGACCACUAAUGCGAGGUAUCACCGACGGGGACGCCGACUUCCACACGACCACUGUCAACGCGAGGGACAAGUUCAUUAAGACGGUUGAAGUCACCGAGAAAAGUACAGUUUUAGAGUGGAAAUUCAAAACAAACAAUCACGACAUUGCAUUCCAAGUGAACCUUGUUGCCAAUAAUAAUUAUUCUGCCACGACGAGUAACAAAAUCAAUAAUAAUUGUGCCACCGGAAGUAACAGUAAGGACGAUCUUGUUGCCAUUAUUAUCGUUCCGCAUUCUCGGGUCGAUGCGCACAAGGCGGUGCAGGAAGGGUCCCACUGCUGCGAAGUCACGGGGACGUAUUCCUUCAUUUUUGAUAACUCGUUCAGCCUGAUGAAAUGCAAGACUCUGCUUUAUCAAGUUAUCGCCGUAGAUCCGGAACCAGAAAAAUUUGAAGAUUGUGGUGACCCAUUAUAACGCAGGUUUUUGUAACGCGGUAAAAUUCUGUACAUACAAUCCAUAAACAUGUUAACUUCAUUUUACGUUAUGUAAAAAGUUUUGUUUCGUAAUUUUAUAAAAAUUGUAUUGAAGAAUUCUUUUGAACCUGAGGUACUGUGUAGCUUUGCAAUUUUUUUUCGAAAUAAAAAAGUAUGAGAGAUUAUUAUUAUAAAAUUUUACAAACUUUGCACAAAGUUUUAUUACAAAGAGUUACUUUUAUUAUGCGUAGAGUUUGGUAGAUUGUCGUGAAAUAUUGUAAACCACGAGCGUUUUUGUAAUGCAGUAAAAUCCAUAAAAUUACUCGUCAUUCUUUCAUUUUUUCAUAAUUUUUCAAAACGUAACGAAAUAAAAUCUAUUAAAUUA
Molecule: messenger RNA, 2008 nt
Organism: Folsomia candida
Lineage: Eukaryota; Metazoa; Arthropoda; Collembola; Entomobryomorpha; Isotomidae
Product: putative SEC14-like protein 6
Exons: 5
Coding region: 335-1624 (429 amino acids)
Cellular component (GO): cytoplasm
Source: RefSeq, a predicted model, not a curated record